AUGGCAGCUCCAGAUGAAUCUUACUUUGCAGCCUUUCCAUCAAAGCCGAAGCCUUAUAUUUCCUACGGCUUGACAUUUGAAAAGGCUUGUGCUCACCAUGCCGAGAACACGUUCCAUGCCUCGCACAUUUACGUCGUUGUGUCCAAGUCUAUUAGCAAGACCGAGGCCUUCACGGCCCUUCAGACAGCCCUCGCCAACAAGAUUGUUGGAGUUCGCUACGGCAUUCUUCCACAUACACCAUUAGAGGAUGUGCUAGCGCUAGCUGAUGAUCUGAAUGCGAAGAGCCCGGAUGUUAUCAUUACCCUUGGGGCGGGGUCAAUCUCAGAUGGUGUCAAGCUAGCUCGCCUCUUCGCAGCGAACGGGGUAUCGGACACGCAGAGAGCCUACGAUAUCUUCAACAAAUGUACCGUAGAUCUCGCUAACGUAGUCACGACCGCCGCAGGCGUUAAGCCGGCGACUAUUCCCGUUAUUAAUGUGCCGACGACCCUGUCUGCCGGUGAAUUUACUCCGUUCGGCGCGGCGACAAAUAUGCAGACAUUCGAAAAGAGGAACCUGAUCCACGAUGUCGACGCCAGCGCGCUUCUGGCUUUCCACCGGAGUCCGAGCAGUCGACCAUUGCACCGAAGGUCUAUAUGCCAAUUUACCUCACGCGAGCCCGGAGUUGACCGCCGAACUUUCAACGCCCUCCGGGACCUGCUGGUAGGCUUGCUGAAGACAAAACAGAAGUGGGAUGAUUUCGACGCGCGCUUACAAACACAACUCGCGCUCAAGACUGCUGUUCAAAACUUAUCCUGCGGUAUGGGAGCUAGCCAUGGUAUAGGACACCAGCUUGGUCCGAUGGGUGUAGGGCACGGCGAGACAAGCUGCAUUAUUCUUCCGUGUGUGAUGAAGUACAACUGGGACCACGGCGACGGAAAAGUUCGAGACUCCCUCCGAAUGGUAGCAUCAGCGUUCUGGGACGAGCCAGCCGUUGUCGAGGCCCUCGGUUUAAAGGCAGCGGAUAGGGACUCCACUAACCCGGGAGACCUGAUGGCAGCAUUCAUCAGCGCCCUAGGAUUGCCGCGGAGCCUGAGCCAAUUCAUAUCGGAAGCGAUAUGUUUGAUCUCCUAG
Daldinia childiae is the source of this 1110-nucleotide messenger RNA. RefSeq lists its product as uncharacterized. The coding region runs from base 1 to 1110 and encodes 369 amino acids. Lineage: Eukaryota; Fungi; Ascomycota; Sordariomycetes; Xylariales; Hypoxylaceae. The transcript is spliced from 3 exons. Gene Ontology annotation, cellular component: mitochondrion. Gene Ontology annotation, molecular function: alcohol dehydrogenase (NAD+) activity; metal ion binding. The record is from RefSeq and is a predicted model, not a curated record.